AUGGCAUCUGCCGCAGUUCAACCUCUCAGUAGCCAUGGAUCCAUUUUGGCUCAGAAACCGACUGCUGUUACCAUCUCCGAGAAACCCCGUCAUGUUGACACAAGUUUGAACUUCUACAAAGAGAAUGACGAUGAAACCUUCAACAAGCCCAGCAUCUCUCUCCCUGUCAUUAUUCAAGACGUCAGCGGACACGAGCUGGAUUAUUCUCUUGACGGAAACGGCUUCCAGUUUUACUACCAUAAGAGCGCUGAGAAGGACUUUCUGGAUGAUGAAAAGAUUAAACAAGAGUAUUAUCCAGAGACAGAGCAGUUGCUCAAAGAUGCAACUGGCGCCUCUCGUGUCCUCAUCUUCGACCACACCAUCCGCCGUGUCUCUCAAGAUCCAGCCAGAGACGGAUCAAAACAGCUCCGCGGCCCCGUGCAACGCGUCCACAUCGAUCAAUCAUACACAGCCUCAAAGAGCCGAGUCUCCCACCACCUGCCUGACGAAGCAGAAGAGCUCCUAAAGGGUCGAUAUCAGAUCAUCAACGUCUGGCGCCCUAUUCGCACCAUCCUGAAAGACCCCUUGGCUGUGGCAGAUGCCCAUACCGUGCCAGAUAGCGAUCUCGUCCCGGUGGGACUCAUUUAUCCUGAUCGGGAAGGUGAAACCUAUGCCGUGAAGCCGGAUCCGAAUAUCAAGUGGUAUUAUCGCUAUGGGCAGACUCCGGACUUGGUAACUUUGAUUAAGUGCUUUGAUUCUAAGACGGACGGGAGGGCCAGACGCGUGCCUCAUUCGGCGUUUGUGAAUCCUGAGACUGAGAAUGAAGAUGGAAGGGAGAGUAUUGAGGUGCGGGCUUUGAUUUUCCAUCCUGAGGAUCGGGAGUAA
Penicillium atrosanguineum is the source of this 864-nucleotide messenger RNA. RefSeq names its product ATP-dependent RNA helicase mrh4. The record is from RefSeq and is a predicted model, not a curated record. NCBI's taxonomy places the organism in Eukaryota, Fungi, Ascomycota, Eurotiomycetes, Eurotiales, Aspergillaceae. The transcript has 3 exons. The coding region runs from base 1 to 864 and encodes 287 amino acids. Gene Ontology annotation, molecular function: oxidoreductase activity.